Molecule: messenger RNA, 357 nt
Organism: Paramecium tetraurelia
Lineage: Eukaryota; Ciliophora; Oligohymenophorea; Peniculida; Parameciidae
Exons: 2
Source: RefSeq, a predicted model, not a curated record
AUGAAUCCUCCAUAAUAAACUAAUCCCGAAUACUUCCCCCCUCCAACCUAUUACUGCAACAAGAGUGGACAUUAGUUGACUUGGAAAUCAAGUAGUGGUCACCCAUGUGCAGAAUGUAAGAAUAAAAAUUGCAGAUCUCGCUAUUGGUGCUAGUAAUGCUCAGAAGCAUUCUGUUUGCAAUGCAUGCCUCCCCCCUUGUUUGGGAUUAUGUGUGGAGCAGGACAUCCGAUGAAAUUGAGCAUUGUACCUCAUCACGUUUGCGAUUACUGUAGUGAGACAAUAUAAAAUCAAGCACAUAGAUGCUAAAUAUGUGACUUCGACGUAUGUCCGAAUUGUCUACUGCAAAAAGAGGAUUGA